Pseudonaja textilis is the source of this 1054-nucleotide messenger RNA. Lineage: Eukaryota; Metazoa; Chordata; Lepidosauria; Squamata; Elapidae. The record is from RefSeq and is a predicted model, not a curated record.
UACUUAUUUAACCUCCUCUUUGCAGAAAAAUGGCAACCCACUUCCUCAUGCAUGAGAAGAUCUGGUUCGAUAAAUUCAAAUACGACGAUGCUGAAAAACGGUACUAUGAACAGAUGAACGGUCCAGCCCACAGCCCUUCCUGCCAGCAGGAGAACGGCGCCAGCACCAUCCUGCGCGACAUUGCCAGAGCAAGGGAGAAUAUCCAGAAGUCACUGGCCGGACUCAAGACAGUUUUGCAAAACCCUCAGGAAGCCGCUGGCCUUCGGUCCAAGAAGCGCUCGGGUCACGCGGCUACCGCCAGCGGCCCCUCCCCUGCAGGACCGGCCGGAGACCAAAAUGAGGUGGUCACCAGGAUUGCUAACUUGGAGGCAGAAAACCAGCACCUUCGUAGUGUGGUCACAAACCUCCAAGUGGCUAUCUCCAAACUGGAGUGCCGCCUGAGCGUGCUGGAAAGGGCGUCGGCUUCCCAUCAUCCUUCCCCACCUCCACCAACACAGCACGUCACCCCUAUGAAGAAAGUGGAGCCCUUGGCUGUACCGUCCAAGAAGGUGGUGCUCCCUUCAGCUGCCAUCAAAGAAGACUCCCAGGGCGCUGCCGCCGCCGCCGCCGAGGAAGACGAUGAGAUCGACCUGUUUGGCAGCGACGAGGAAGAGGAAGACCAAGAGGCUGCCCGCCUUCGGGAGGAGCGGCUAAAGCAGUACGCUGAGAAGAAGUCGAAGAAGCCGGGCUUGAUUGCCAAAUCCUCCAUCCUUCUGGAUGUCAAGCCGUGGGAUGAUGAAACGGACAUGGCCAAGAUGGAGGAGCGUGUGCGAUCUGUCCAGGUUGACGGCCUCGUCUGGGGGGCUUCCAAACUGGUCCCGGUGGGCUACGGCAUCAAGAAACUCCAGAUCCAGUGCGUGGUGGAGGACGACAAAGUCGGGACGGAUAUCCUGGAAGAGGAGAUUACCAAAUUUGAAGAUUAUGUGCAGAGUGUUGACAUAGCUGCUUUCAACAAGAUCUAACGGCAAACCUUUUACCCUUUCCAAAGCUAAUAAAUGGUUCAGAGUUGGAGAGC